AACAAAAGAAAAACAAAGAAGAUUUCACUGUCCAAAUGGAUUCCAUGGGUAUAGAGUACAACGCCGGCGACGCAGCCAAGGAAAUCGUGGAUGAAAGCGAUGUCUCUCCCAUCGAACAAGUCCGCCUAACCGUACCCACCACUGAUGAUCCAACACUCCCAGUAUGGACGUUUCGAAUGUGGUUUUUGGGAAUCAUCUCCUGCGUUCUGCUUUCAUUUCUCAACACUUUCUUUGGAUACCACACGGAACCACUCGUAAUCACGAUGAUAUCAAUCCAGGUGGCCACGCUCCCCAUCGGAAAGUUCUUGGCAAAGGUGCUUCCCUCCACCAAGUUUCAUAUCCCCGGUACCACAUGGGAGUUUUCUCUAAACCCCGGCCCAUUUAACGUCAAAGAGCAUGUCUUGAUUUCAAUUUUUGCCAACACUGGAGCCGCUUUUGGCAGCGGUGCCGCUUAUGCCAUCGGCAUUGUGGAUAUUAUUUGGGUGUUCUACCACAGGAGGAUCACUUUCUUAGCUAGCUGGAUACUAGUCAUCACUACACAGGUUUUGGGGUAUGGAUGGGCAGGGAUUAUGAGAAAGUUUGUGGUGGAACCUGCCCAUAUGUGGUGGCCUAGUAGUCUGGUCCAAGUCUCCCUUUUUAGUGCAUUGCAUGAGAAAGACAACAGUCGGAUGUCCCGAGGGAAAUUCUUCUUGAUUGCACUUGUUUGCAGCUUUGCUUGGUAUGUCUUUCCAGGAUACCUCUUCAAAAUUCUAGCAACCAUUUCUUGGGUCUGCUGGGCAUUCCCCAAGUCAGUAGCUGCCCAUCAGAUUGGGUCAGGCAGGGACGGACUCGGCAUUGGAUCCUUUGCUCUGGACUGGUCAACCAUAGCCUCUUUCCUUGGCAGCCCUCUCAUCACCCCUUUCUUUGCCAUUGUCAACAUCAUUGCAGGAUAUAUCUUAACGCUCUAUGUCGUCAUUCCCAUUGCUUACUACGGACUAAAUGUCUACAGUGCCCACAAAUUCCCCAUAUUUUCUUCGGAUUUGUUUAAUUCCAAGGGAGAAUUAUACAAUGUUUCAGCCAUUGUGAAUGACAAGUUUGAAAUAGACUUGCCUUCAUAUGAGCAGCAGGGGCUAAUGAACCUUAGUGUGUUCUUCUCACUCACAUAUGGAAUUGGCUUCGCUGCUGUUAUAUCCACCUUGACUCAUGUUGCCUUCUUUAAUGGAAAGGAGAUACUUAGCCAAUUUCGAUCUUCUUACAAAGCAAAUAAAGUAGAUAUCCAUACAAAGUUGAUGAGAAAGUAUAAGGACAUACCCAAUUGGUGGUUUCAUCUGAUGCUUGGGGCGUCUUUGCUACUAUCCCUUGUCCUGUGCAUCUUUAUGAAAGAUCAAGUUCAACUACCUUGGUGGGGUGUCCUUUUUGCAGCUGGUCUUGCAUUAACUUUUACACUUCCUAUUAGCAUCAUAACUGCCACUACAAAUCAGACACCUGGACUUAAUGUAAUCACAGAGUAUGUCAUGGGUAUCAUACUACCAGGAAGACCGAUAGCCAAUGUCUGCUUCAAGACUUAUGGGUAUAUAAGUAUGGCACAGGCAAUUUCUUUCCUUAAUGAUUUCAAGCUGGGCCAUUACAUGAAAAUUCCACCAAGAUCAAUGUUUGUAGUACAGAAAUGGCCUGUCCUUGAUGUUUACACAAAUGCAUGGACCAUAAUAGCUGGGACGGUUAAUCUGUCAGUGGCAUGGUGGUUGUUGCAUACUGUUGAGAAUAUAUGCCAACGUGAUUUGCUCCCUCCCAGCAGUCCCUGGCAAUGUCCCAGUGACCGAGUCUUCUAUGAUGCAUCUGUUCUUUGGGGCCUGAUUGGACCAAAAAGAAUCUUUGGCACUCUUGGAAAUUACUCUGCACUCAAUUGGUUCUUCCUUGGAGGUUUAUUGGGACCCAUUAUCGUAUGGUUAUUGCAUAAAGCUUUUCCCAACCAGAAAUGGAUUCCACUGAUCAACCUUCCUGUGGUUCUUGGAGCAACGGCAAUGAUGCCUCCAGCAUCAUCUGUGAACUUCAAUGGCUGGAUUGUUGUUGGAAUCAUCUUCAAUUAUUAUGUUUUUAAGUACAAAAAGAGUUGGUGGCAGCGAUACAACUAUGUUCUUUCGGCUGCUCUUGAUGCAGGGUUGGCUUUCAUGGCAGUGCUCCUAUACUUCACAUUGGACAUGAAUGGGGUACAACUAUCCUGGUGGGGAAAUGAUGGCGAGCACUGUGAUCUAGCCACUUGUCCUUCUGCCAAAGGUAUAAUUGUUGAUGGCUGUCCUGUUUACUCCUAGAUUCGUUUUAAUAAUUCUAUCUAGAACUUUUCGGAUUUUGGCAUUUUUCAGUUUAAUAGUUUAUCAUCAAGAAGCAAUAAACUACAUUGUAAAUC
Messenger RNA from Rubroshorea leprosula, 2383 nucleotides. Lineage: Eukaryota; Viridiplantae; Streptophyta; Magnoliopsida; Malvales; Dipterocarpaceae. The record is from the annotation of a GenBank genome assembly.